This is a messenger RNA of Rhodotorula toruloides NP11, 675 nucleotides long. Its product is annotated as ribonuclease P 21kDa subunit. The transcript has 3 exons. Gene Ontology annotation, cellular component: nucleolar ribonuclease P complex. The coding region runs from base 1 to 675 and encodes 224 amino acids. Lineage: Eukaryota; Fungi; Basidiomycota; Microbotryomycetes; Sporidiobolales; Sporidiobolaceae. The record is from RefSeq and is a predicted model, not a curated record. Gene Ontology annotation, biological process: tRNA processing.
AUGGGCAAGAAGGGCCGCAACACGGCUGCCGAGCCGACUGCAGCCACGCCGGUAAUCUCGCGCGACUCUCUCCAGCGACUCAGCUACCUCUACCAGGCCUCGAUUCUCCUCAACUCGGCGCUUGCGGGCGCAGCGACGGACGCGGUACGGAAGAGAAAAGGACGGAAACGCCGACGGCUGUCGGACGAGGGGGCAGGGGCGGUAGAAGACGAGGAGGAGGUCUCAACACCCGAUCAACUGAUGAAGGACAAGGACGGCGAGGACGGGACGAGCGAGGUCCAGAAGGCUGGAGAGGCAAUGUCUCGACCUCACAAGCGGGAUCGAAGCCCUACCGGCGGUCUUCAGCCCGUUGCGCGGCAUGUUGCUCGGGAGAUGAAGCAGGUUGCGAAGAAGGCGACGGUUCGCAUGGAUCCCGCUGUCAAGCGGACAGUCUGUCAGGGCUGCGCGACUGUCCUCGUCCCGGGUGUUACCUCGACUCAUCCGGACCGCACGGUCAUCUCGUCGUCCAUACCUGCCUCUCCUGCCGUCGCCAAAGACGCCUACCUGCUUCCCCUCAUCUCGCCUCCUCCGAGCCCGAGGCAACGCCAGACGCUCAAGCGAAGAAGAGCGCUCGAGAACGGAAAGAGGAGCGCCAAGCACGGCGACCAGUCUUCUUCGAGCGCGAGGGGCAUGUAG